GAGAGGAAGCAAAUUUUAGGGAGGGUGUAAGCCGAGCUUUGUGUGCUCCGUUGCCUCUCCUUCCUAAACCUACACGCUUCUUCUUCUUCUUCUUCUUCUUCUUCGUCUUCUUCUUCUUCUUCGGCGAAGCUCAAAAAUCACUACUUCCCUGCUUCAAGAUCUCUCUGUACCACCAUUCAAUUUUAGGUUUUCAAGGUCAGAUCCGCUUCCCAGUCUCGGGGGUUUCCCCCUUUCGCUCAAUCGAUUUUUCAUCUUCUAGGGUUCUAUCUUCACUCGGGAUUUCUCCUUAUUGCUUCACUCACGCCUUCUCUUCUCCGAGAUCCUUUAGAUCUAAGGAGAUUUUCCGUAACCUCCUUGUUCUGCGGUGGUGGUAUUUCUGGACGGCCCGCCUAGGUUUCUAGGGCCUUUUCCCGAUUUUUUGUUUUUAUUUUCGAUUACGGUGGGUUCUUCUGUUUUACCAUUUUGUUGGUUCGGUUGAUAUUCGAGGUAUGUCCAUAUUGCCGAAAGGUGAGUCGAUUCAUAUCCGUGAGGUGUGGAACCAUAACGUGGAGGAAGAGUUCGCUCUAAUGCGUGAAAUUGUCGACCAAUUUAAUUACAUCGCGAUGGAUACUGAGUUCCCCGGCGUGGUGGUUCGCCCUGUGGGUGCUUUUAAGAAUAUCAACGAUUAUAACUAUCAAACCCUCAAAGAUAAUGUCGACACGUUGAAGUUGAUUCAGUUGGGUCUUACGUUUUCUGAUGAGAAUGGGAAUCUCCCAACUUGUGGAACAGAUAAGUUUUGCAUUUGGCAGUUCAAUUUCAGGGAGUUCAACAUUAGUAACGAUAUUUUCGCUAGUGAUUCCAUUGAGCUUUUGCGCCAGUGUGGUAUUGAUUUUCAGAAGAACAAUGAAGAGGGUAUUGAUGUCAAUCACUUCGGUGAGCUUCUAAUGUCAUCUGGGAUUGUUUUGAACGAUAAUGUUUACUGGGUGACCUUUCACAGUGGGUAUGAUUUUGGGUACUUGCUGAAAUUGUUGACUUGCCGAAGCCUACCAGGGACGCAGGCUGCAUUCUUUGAUUUGAUCAAUAUGUAUUUCCCAAUGGUUUAUGACAUCAAGCAUUUGAUGAAGUUUUGCAACAGUUUCCAUGGUGGGCUGAACAAGCUUGCAGAGUUAUUAGAAGUGGAAAGGAUUGGAGUUUGCCAUCAAGCGGGAUCGGAUAGCCUCCUUACUGCCUGUACUUUCAGGAAGUUGAGGGAUACUUUUUUCAAUGGGUCUACUCAGAAAUACGCCGGUGUUUUAUAUGGUCUGGGCGUUGAAACUGGCCAGACUACUAAUUAAAACACUUCCCCCAAGUACUUGUAGCACUGUGACAUUGGUUAAAGCAUUGAUGGUUGUAACUGUUUUUCUUGUAAAUUAUGGCAGAUGGCAGUUAGUAUUUCAAUAAAACCUUAAUGACGUUCUUUGAGUUAGUUAACUUGUUUUGUUUGCUAUUGUGCUA
Messenger RNA from Cucurbita maxima (winter squash), 1473 nucleotides. Its product is annotated as probable CCR4-associated factor 1 homolog 7. The transcript has a single exon. Gene Ontology annotation, cellular component: P-body; CCR4-NOT complex; CCR4-NOT core complex. The record is from RefSeq and is a predicted model, not a curated record. Gene Ontology annotation, molecular function: poly(A)-specific ribonuclease activity; nucleic acid binding. The coding region runs from base 489 to 1313 and encodes 274 amino acids. NCBI's taxonomy places the organism in Eukaryota, Viridiplantae, Streptophyta, Magnoliopsida, Cucurbitales, Cucurbitaceae.